GUGAGAAAUACAAUGUGUUGCGGGAGAGCGUGAAUGCGUGAGAAAAGCCGCAAUGCGUGACUGUCACUCUCAAUGCGUGACACUUGACAGCCCUGCGUACUAUAUACUCUCACUUCCCUGUAAAAUGGCAUGUAUAUAGGUCUAGUCACUGUAGCCAAUCAGCGUUCGUUCCUCUAGUCAGGCGUCGCCAUGAGCCAAUCACAAGCGCGAUAAAAUCACAUGAUCAUUGUUUUUUUCCUCUGCCCUAGAUGUUAUUUACCUCAGAGAAACUGUCAGCUGGAAUAACCUCAAUAGGCCAAAAGUUCGCUUUUUAAUGCCUUUUCCUUUCUAAACCCAGUAACUUCUACAGGCAUUUCAACAACAUAAGGAUGUGUUACCUGAUUGUUAACUUCACUGAAGUGAAGGCAUGAAUUUUAUAUGGGUUUCGGAGUCAUAUUCGCUGUCUCUGAAUAAGGCAAUACACUUGUGGUACACACAAGGCCAGAGGUUCGUGACUCUCUCGGUCUCACCGCUGUCUCAUCAUCUGGUUGGUCAUCUUCAUUUCAAAAGUUCUUUGCGCUACCGAUUUGGAGACAUCCAGCGCAUCCAGAAGUGCAGCAUCCUGAGAUUAUGUCCCUGCCGAAAUAAUUCCCUCAAGCACAAAGAUUUGCUUUACACCAGUGCUUCCAAUUUCAGUUCCACGGCCUGCCUUCGUUCCAUCGACCAGAGCUAUCGCAUGUCACGCCUCAAGACCACGUUGGAAUCCGUAUCAAAAGCCGUGAGUGGGACGCAAGCAGAGUUUCUCUCCAGGAUAGCACGGCUCAAACCCGGUGCCAGAGACGGCGGCGCCGGUGCAGAGACAACACCUCUUCAAAAUACAUCUACGCCAGCACUUGUAUCUCAUCCACCAUCAUCUAAUGCAGCCGUAACAUCAAGUACAAGCCUUCCUGUAACCUCCUCUGCCUCGGCCCCGUAUGUCCAAUCCGAAGUAAAAUCUAAAAAAUCUCAAUCUCAGACCUCUAAAACAAAUGGACAAGAUACACCCACAGCAUCUACGUCAGCAACUCCGCCCACCAUCUUUACAUCCUACAGACCGAAUACACAUCUCUUUCACCCAAGUUCCUUCAGCGCCAACUUAGAUGAGACGUACAGUUACCUGGCGCACCACAUAAACUCUCAUUUUAGCGGCUACGCUACAGAUAAGGAAAAAAAGACGGAGGCAAACGAUUGUUCGGAUCAGUCGUCUAAUUCCAGCCAUCCAGCCGUCGAUAACCCUGAAGUAUCUGCUCCUGUGUCAGACUCAGGUUCUGCCUUGUCACCCAAAAAAGGCCUAGGACAUUAUCUGACAUACAAACCUACCGUCCAGGCGUUUGUAGGGAACUACAUCACCCCUUUAGUUCCCAGGUUUAUGACCGAAUCAAAUCGUGUGCUUCCAGAAACGGAUAAAUCUCUUCCUCCUGAAAUGGUCGAGGACAAAGAGAAGAAAGCAGCAGAGGAAAAGGCCAGGAGACUAAUGCUUCAAAGAGAGAAGAUCAUUGCCCGAGUGAGUGUGGAUAAUCGAACACGAGCUCUGGUCCAGGCCCUGCGCAGAGCAUCAGAUGUGAGGCUUUAUAUCAGCAGGGUGGAGGAGCUGAGCUACCAUCUGUUGGAGUUCCCUGAGACUAGGGUGGUGGCUGUCAAGGAGAAGGUGAUUCCAUGCUUGCUGCGCCUGAGGAAGGCUAACGAUCUUUCUCUAAAGGCGGCGGUCAGAGAGGCCCUCACUCUCGUAGGCUACGUCGACCCAGUGAAAGGCAGAGGGAUUCGCAUCCUGUCCAUCGACGGUGGAGGCACGAGAGGACUGGUGGCCCUUCAGUGCCUACAGAAGCUGGAAGAGAUGUCGGGAAAAUCGAUUUACCAGCUGUUUGAUUACAUCUGUGGUGUGAGCACAGGUGCAAUAUUAGGCUUCAUGCUGGGUGUAUAUCAUUUUCCACUGAGUGAGUGUGAGGAGAUGUACAGAAAGCUGGGCUCUGAUGUCUUCAGGCAGAACGUCAUCGUGGGUACCAUGAAGAUGGGCUGGAAUCACGCCUUCUACGACAGCGAAAUCUGGGAGAAAGUUCUGAAGGAAAGAAUGGGCUCUGACCUUUUGGUUGAAACCUCAAGAAACCCUGACUGUCCAAAGGUGGCAGCAGUGAGCACUGUUGUAAAUAAGGGCACGCCCUUAAAGGCAUACGUAUUCAGGAACUACAACCUGCCAGUAGGCGUGCGCUCCCACUACAGAGGCGGCUGCCAGCACAAGCUCUGGGAGGCAAUACGAGCUUCAUCAGCUGCUCCUGGAUACUUCCAGGAGUUUGCACUGGGCACAGAUUUACACCAGGAUGGUGGUUUGCUGAUAAACAAUCCAACAGCUUUGGCCAUCCAUGAAUGCCAGUGUCUGUGGCCCGGCACUCCCCUGCAGUGUGUGGUUUCUUUGGGCACAGGGCGCUUUGAGUCGUCCAGCAAGAACAACGCCACGUAUACAAGCCUGAAGACUAAACUAAACCACGUCAUCAGCAGCGCAACAGACACCGAAGAGGUGCACACCAUGCUGGAUGCCUUGCUGCCUCCCAACACGUAUUUCCGCUUUAACCCCUACAUGACCGAGGACGUGGCCCUGGACGAGAGCCGCAGCGAGAAGCUGAACCAGCUGCAGGCUGAAGGAGUGAGAUACCUGGAGCGCAACGAGGAGAAGUUAAAGCAAGCCGUCGUCACUCUCACGAAGGAGAAGAGCUCGGCUCAGAGGCUGCUCGAAUGUCUCCGUGUCAAAUCACAAAUGUACAGCGACCUUCCGGUCCUUUCAAAACUUUAAAGGAAAUGAUGUCAUGGUGUGAAUUUAGACCAGGAUCAUGGGCACAAAUGCUGAAAUUACUUCUAAAGGUCUAUUAUAAAAAACACUGGAAUAUCUGCCAAAAAUCACGACAGUGUCUAAAAGUAUGCGUCAUUUAUAUAUAACGAUAAAAGCACUUAAUGUAAAGAUCUGCAGGACAAACACAAGUUAGACAGAAUCAAAGCCAAGCUUUAGCACAGCUGCUAUAUUACUGUAUUUAUCACGACUUAGAGAAAAUUCACAUACUUUCAAAUACACCAUAAACGAUUCAGUUCAUGUAGUAAUUUGCACAGAUCCGCUUACGUCCCAAAUAAACGUAUAUAUAACGUUUUCAAUGUUUUUAUUCACGUAGCAUCGAUACUCCGACAUCAGAUUAGUGCUGUCGAGUUAAAUCUGGAACAAACUCGUACACUAACGUUUGUUUUCCUUGUCAUGUCUCUCCGUAAAGAGUUUAAUGAGUUAGUGUUUUUUUAACUGACCGCUGUGUUGUUAAUUAUGAUGUUACUACAUUUUGUGCCUAAGCACAAAUGACUCACUGUUGUAACCCGUGCACGAGUUCGAACAGACAUUUAAAGUAUUCCGUUCUUUUACCUCACUCUGACGUAUGGAAGAACUUUUAACCCCAACCGCAGCUCUUUUUCUUUUCUUUUAUUGUACAGUCGCUUCUUGUUCUUCACAAUUGUGCAAUUGCGAUGUUAAAUAUCUUUCACCUGGA
Messenger RNA from Tachysurus fulvidraco (yellow catfish), 3536 nucleotides. RefSeq names its product patatin-like phospholipase domain containing 8 (gene pnpla8). The transcript is spliced from 10 exons. Gene Ontology annotation, biological process: arachidonate metabolic process. Gene Ontology annotation, cellular component: membrane. Lineage: Eukaryota; Metazoa; Chordata; Actinopteri; Siluriformes; Bagridae. The coding region runs from base 407 to 2803 and encodes 798 amino acids. The record is from RefSeq and is a predicted model, not a curated record.